This is a messenger RNA of Poeciliopsis prolifica (blackstripe livebearer), 6050 nucleotides long. RefSeq names its product zinc finger translocation associated (gene zfta). The record is from RefSeq and is a predicted model, not a curated record. The transcript has 5 exons. Gene Ontology annotation, biological process: negative regulation of DNA-templated transcription. Bases 330 to 2261 code for a protein of 643 amino acids. NCBI's taxonomy places the organism in Eukaryota, Metazoa, Chordata, Actinopteri, Cyprinodontiformes, Poeciliidae.
CAAGCAAGAACCUUAAAAUACAUUACUGGAGGCCUAAGCUGAGACGAGUCUCGCUUGAGCACCGCAAAGUGUUUUCGCCGGCGGAUUGAGUGAAUCCAUGAAAAGUUAACUUGGCUCCCGUGCCGGGCGCGUGGGAGAAACCCUGGAGAACACGGGCUCCAGAGCGAUGAGCGCCAGCCAGAUGCGUGUCGAACGGUGCCGCGCGGCGGAACAUGUUCCUGCCGUGACAUGCUGUUCAUGUGAGAGUGACAUGUCCCGCUCCGCCGCUCCGACCCGCUGAGGAGGGAGAUAGUACACGAGCUACAACUACACCAACAGCCAGGCCAGUGAUGGAAGAGAAAGAGGCAGGGGAGAGCGAGCCAGUGGACCUCCGCUCUUCCGAACAGUCUGAGUUGCUCUCAUUAAUAAUAAGCGGAGAGGAGGAAACGACGCAGGAGGAGAGCGACUUGGGAGAAGACAAUCUUGCCAAUGGCCAUGGUGGGGAGGAUUCUGAGACAGGUAUGGUCACACCUGUGAGAUCACCUGCCACCAGCUACUGGAGCAUCACAGAGGGACCCGACCAUCCACUCCUCUCCCCAGCGCCCGGGCCCUCGGUACGCAAACCCAGGGUCCAGAGAGCGUCACGUCCAGGCCUGAGCAGGAUUCCUGGCCGCGAUCACCGCCGCUAUUACCACGAAUACUGGCGCAGCGAGUAUUUGAUGGACUUUGACCCCCAAAGGCACGGAAUGAUCUGCAUGGUGUGCGGCAGCACGCUCGCAACCCUGAAGCUCAGUACCAUCAAGAGACACAUCAGGCAGAAGCACCCGGACUCUCUCCUGUGGAGUGCUGCAGACAAGGAGGUGAUUCGCUCUGGCUGGGAGAGCCAUCUGAGCCUGGGGGCAGGUCAGAGGUCUGCUGCUGGUCCCUCACUGCACGGAGAAGAGGACUCUAUGCACUUUGGUCAGCAUAUAGGUGAAACUCCAGAUCCAGUUCCACUGCAGGAGCACCAACAGCAGCCCGCCGCUUUGACCCCACGGACCACAGAGGACGAGAGCCUCCAGCCCCAAGAGGAGGAGCACGAGCUCCCCGGACCGUCGGCCCGGACCUUGGAGCGCUACCUGAAUGACUCUCUGCACGCUUGGUUCCGCCAGGAGUUCCUGAUGGAGUAUGAGGCUGAGGCCGGCCGCCUGCUCUGCAUGGUGUGUGGAGCAGUACUUCCCUCGCUCCACUUGGAUCACAUAAAGAGCCACGUUCUGGAAACCCAUCCCAACUCUCUGGUUUACAGCUCAGAGGAGAAGCACUGCAUCCUACAGGCCUGGGCCCAGACCCAUGGUGAACCAGACUCACUCAAGUCUGAACCAACACCCAACACCAAAGCAAAGGGGGCGGACAUUUUCACAGAAGACCUUAAGACGGUUCCAAUCAACGCUGACAUGUUCCCAGAGGGCGACAGCACUUUAACUCAGGACAUUCGUCUGAUCGGUGAGGACGGAGGGGUCGGGGCCCCACGCCUGCCAUCCCAGCCUCUCCGGCAGUCCAGGAAGAGGCGGCUGAGAGGGGGUGACCCCUGGCGACUCCGCCUCGACUAUCUGGUAGCCUAUGGGCCCCAAGACCAGGGCACUUUUUGCAUGGUGUGUUCUCAGGUCUUGCAUGAAAGCAAGGUGAGCAGCUUCCGCCGCCACAUUCAGGAAUGCCACCCUGAGACCACAACGCUGAGCCAACAAGAAAGAGAAGCAAUGGCUGCUGCCUGGACCAAAGUCUCGUCUGCUGAUGGAAUGCAAAUAUCAGAUGAACUGAACCCCAGUGAAGCUGUUGCCUUCAGUCCUACCAAAGGCAGAAAUGAGGAUUCCACUUCUGAUGUCUGCGCUCCCCUCAACGCCGUGAACAGCAACGACAGCGAGACCGGAGGGAGGAGCAGAUCUCAGGACUGUGGCGUUGCAGCCCCGGUCCCUCGCCACGGCCAUUACCCCGGGAAGGACCAGAGGAGGAACUACCAGGUGCGCUGGCGAAUGGAAUACCUGAUGGAUUAUGACUGCAGGAGACAUGGCCUGAUAUGCAUGGUGUGUGGAGCCACUCUGGCGACGCUGAAGGUCAGUACCAUCAAGCGGCACAUCCAGCAGGUUCAUCCUCACUCCCUGCUGUAUGGUGCUGAGGAGAAGGAGCAAGCCCUGCUGAGCUACAGCCAGACUGCCCUGCAUUUUGUCCACUCUGAUGACUGCUUCUCCUCCCAGGACCACGGACUCACACAGGACGCUGCCUCUCCUGCGCAGCUUGGCACUUAGAAAGGCCAAGCUGUGCAGGAGUCUGUUUUCUCCCCUGGCUUCUGUUCAGAAGCAACCCUCACUCUUCUGUUCCUAAACCAUAAAAGUGGAUGACUCUUCAGCUCACCUCUAGUGUGAAAUCAUAGCACGAUUGUGUUACAGCAAGAAAGAGUGUGAGAGUAAGAUUCAAGUUUACAAAAGCAGGAUAACCUCUUUCAAAUCCCCUUCAAUUUAUUUCUUAGUUUCUACUAAAAGGCUGAAAAUGAAGCGACGUCAAAAUGUCAAAGCUUCACAAAUAUUUAAAAGUCCAGUGACUCAUUAAGAAGGAACAAUGACACUUUAUUUAGAUUUCCUUUUUGGAAGCUACUGAUGUCUUUGCACAAAAUGAACCAAAUCCUGCCAACAUAGUGGAUUAUGUGCUACAACAGCUAACACAUGAAAGCUACUAUUAAGCCAUGUGAGUCUGCCUUUUCCAUAUGAUGGAAUCCAUAAAUCAGUGCUGAGAACAGCAUAAGAAUGCAAAGCCAUAUUUCAUAAGGAGUGAGGCUGAAUUGGACUGAAGCAGGGCCUCAGGCAGAGGCUUUAUGACGACAGGUUGAGAGUUUCGAGCUGGAUGAUUUCACUCAGCAGGUUGGAUCGCUGAGGGGCAAAAAGAUUGUUGACAGGACUCAAACAUCUUUACAUUUAGUUGAGACCUGCAGUCAGGACCAUGUUGAGCCUAUUAGAGCUCAAUAAACCCGUGUUUAUUUUAUAUUUCGUAACCUGGACCCACAGGACUGGCAGCAUCACGAUUAACGUCCAACUGUUAGCAAUGAACUGAAUUGAGCUGAUGCUUUAAGUUAGAGAAAAAUCCCUCAGGUCCAAUAUUCCCCAUCAGACACUUCUGCCUGUUAAACUACUUUGUUCCAACAUUUCUCUUUAAUUAGCUACAAAAAGAGCAAAAUAGUGUUUUUGUUGUAGGUUUCCUGUAACAGAGGAGACAUUUUCACACAGGUCCUUUGCCAAGUUGUUACAUUUAUGUGGCCACAUCACUGGCUCAUCUGCUGGGUGUAUUAUUGCUGUAAUGAAUUAUACCGGAAUUGGUGACACUGUGAUGACAACAGAGGCUAAGCUAAGAAGCCUAAAGGUUCAGAAAUUUUUUUUCAUACUUGCAUUUACCAAGAAUAAUGUCAAAGAGCAGAGAAGUCUGACCACCUGUCAAUCAAAAUGGAGCAGGAGCUUCAUACAGGUGAGGAGUCUGCAGGAGCAGCUUCCCAAUAGGUGAUUCCAUGACAACCCUCUUUGUCUGAACACGCAUUUAUUUUUAAAGCGAAAAUGUGUCAAUUGUUCCACGAUCCUCAGAUUCAGGCUUCGCUGAACUAUCAUUUCGAAACACUGACAUUUAAUAGAAAAUCAUUUAUAUGGAACUUAUUCUGCUGCACAGCCUGCGUCAUGACACAGAAAUGUAAUGCUGCUUGAUCUGGCCCCUCUGGGCUUAGUCUGGUACAUAUUAGACAAAAAAUAAUAAAUCUUCCGUUAACAUAAAACUACAUGUCUUUGAAAUGGACGCUAAAUAUGUUUGAAAGUGUUCGCAUUCACUUAGAUUAUAAAAUAGCUGAAAAAGAAAUAUUGGAAUUUUCUAGGAUUAAUAUGUUUGGGUGAUUUUUUUUUCUUUUUUUUGUCAGCGAUAAUUUUUCACUACAAAGUUAAAGAACAUUUCAGUGAAAUUAAAGCAAAGCUGAAGAGGUGUCUCUUCCUCCAUCAUGGCUUUUCUCUGUCACAGAACAACCGCUCCAUCCGGUCACUUUUUUAGAUUUUGCCGCAUUUAAUUCACAUUUUACCAGACAAAUAUUUAGUAUUCACUGCUGCAUCAAGAUUCAUAGAAAUCAUUUUGGUUUCCAGCAAAUGGAAAAUAAGCUGAGGUGACUAGCUUCUGUCUCAGUGUCGGCUUUAAGGAUUCUGGCAGCUGGAAUUGAACUGUUGUUAAUGAGACAAACUUACAAAUGAGUCUCUGGGCUUUAAAGGUUUUAGGGACACCAUUGAAUAUUUAUUCGUUCAUACUUGGGCUUGUUUCUGGUCAGGGCCCAAGUCUUUUCUCAGGAAGCUAGAAACCGAGUGACAGACGAACACAACGCAGCACUUUGUCCCAUAAGAUCUUCUCAACUCCACCCUUAUCUGUGUGCAGCCAGUAAAAUGUUUGACGUUUUUGCUGAUGACAAUGAAUGGAGCAGAUGGAGCUUAGUCCUUGUUUACAAGUGCAGGUGAAGGAUGUCCUCCUCAGUCGUCCGUUUUAAUCUCAGUCUAGGUAAUACAUCACCAUGCAUUCUUCCCAUCAGCAAAAUCAUCUUCCCUUAACACUGCACAAAAAUGUGUAAAUAUCUGAAAGUGAGUUGUGUUUUUCCUUUGUAUGAGCACUUUUUUUGCAUCCUGGUUUCGGCAAAACAUGUUUGUAACUUAAGUCCAGUUUUUCUACUUUAUUCAAAAUUGAACGAUGAAGGCAUGUUUUAACGCUGGAGAAAUGCUUGUUAAAUCCAUGAAUUCACUUUUGCAGACUUUGUUCCAGCUUCACCGUGUUUUGUUCCCCAUUCAGUGUACACAGUUUAUGCAACACAUAAACUAGUUCUGUCAUAGAGUGUCACUUCUUCUUCGUCUUUUUCCUCCUCUUCUCUUGGAAAACAUAUCUCAGGGAUUCUGUUUGCAUCAACACUUUAAUCAGUGAUUGUUUUUUUGUUUAGUUUUUUCUUCUAGGCUGAUUGCUGUUGGACACUUCUGGAGUUUAUGUGUUGGCUUCAGUUGUGUCACCGUCAAACAUAAAUACCACAGUGAAUUAAAAGCUGUGUUUUAAAAGAACUGCAGCCAAACAUUCUGAUUAAAAAAAUACACAUUUCUGGAGAAUAAAUUAAAACUUACGAUGUUAAAAAACCCUAAUUUGAAGAGUUCAUUUUAGUGACGCGACGAUGUCAAAAUACAUUUCCCAACAGAUUCCAAUAUGUUGAAAACUGACUAACAUUGGCUGAUACUAAUGCUGAUGUCAAUAUCCCUACUUGCUUCCAUUUCUCCGACAUCAAACCAUCCUACCUUAUUGAUGCACAAUAUCAGGGUCAAAACAAUGCAUAGCAACAAGCUAAACGGCACAAUGCUUUAAAUGUGACCCUAUGUAGUCUGAACUGUAUCUCAGCCUUUGCCGUGACGGUGGGCUCAUGACUCUGUGGUAUUUAUGUGGGACUGACAUUCAAAAACAGUUGAGAUGUCUUUAAUGAAGGAUAAAAUCUUUAAUCCAAAGCUAACGUACAGUGACACGACAGAACAGGCUCCAUCUUUAUGGCUCCUCGUCUCUGACAUAAGCACUUAAUUCAUGAGAUGAUGAAGUGAGACAUGAUGCGUUGCUUGUGUGUAUGCGUGUGUGUGUGUGUGUGCGUGUGUGUGUGUGUAUGUAUGUGUGUGUGAAAAGUGAUUGCUCUGCCCCUUUCCAACAGGCCAAUGUGUGAAAUGUGCAUCCUGUCAUCAGUGAAUAAAAACUCAUUGAUCCUCUAAUCCUUUCUGAAGUGAGAUUCUGCUUCUGUUGUUGUAUUUUCUCUUUAUUGGUAUUUGAAGGCCAGUCAAAAUCAGACAGUUCACAUACUGUAGAUAUGUAGACCUGAUUCUGGUUAAUAUGCAGGUCAUGUGGAGGUCAUGUGAUCUGACCUCCAGAUUUACCUUCACAGUCAGUGAAGGCAAAUUUAUCUUUUGAGUUCUGGAACAUUUUAUUUGGGACGAAACGAUUAAUCAUGAUGAAUCGAUGAUUUAAAUAAUCGCCAAUUAAUUUAGUGAUCAUUAGUAGAUUAACUGAUU